Molecule: messenger RNA, 5082 nt
Organism: Labeo rohita (rohu)
Lineage: Eukaryota; Metazoa; Chordata; Actinopteri; Cypriniformes; Cyprinidae
Product: proline-rich transmembrane protein 3
Exons: 5
Coding region: 366-3368 (1000 amino acids)
Source: RefSeq, a predicted model, not a curated record
CUGGUUCGAACGAACGAGCAUAGGCGCUGUAUUCUGUGUCGCAAUGUCUUCAUGGACAGAAUUGCUUAAGGAAAUACGAAUCACAAAUGAAUGAACGGCGCCAACGUCUAAACUGCAACAAACGACACAGGCAGGUGUGGUAAAGCCAGUUGGAAAUAAACUUUCCAGGACGGUGGGUCCGCAGGAGCAGGGUUGAAGACCUCUGGUGUGGAGAAUUGAAGCUGCAACAACGAACUGAUGAAAUGCAAUGCAACAGCAAAAUCCAUCCAUUUAUCAGGAGAAGAAAUGAGAAGAAACGGGUGAGCAUAUGAUUUCAACAAGAAGCCACAGCCAUAGGCAGUUUCACUAUAGGGCAGACUAUCACUAUGGUGCCUCUACUCCAACUCUUUCUUCUAAUGCCUCUAAUUAAGCCAGUCACAAAUCACGUCCAUGGAAACUCUCGUUUUCCUCUGACCACUCACUCAAAUCAUAGCCUUUUUUCUCAGACUUACGUGCUUGUCAGAAAAACUGGCUAUAAAUUGGAAGCCAGUGCUACGUUAGAAACUGUGAGACCGUUUCUUCAUGGCUUCGAUCGGAAAAGUGUCAUUAAAAGUGGAAAUUCAAAUGAAUGGACUGAAGGCAGAAAUACCAAGGACACAUUGUCAGCAAAAAUGUUGCAUACUGACAUAACUGGGUCGAGAAGUACAUUUUUGUUGUCACCCAAAAACAGAGUCAAAAGAGGUCCUACCCAAAAUGUCAUACUAUCACAAAAUGCCGAUGGAAAGGAAAAUAAGACUGCUGAUGAGACACAGUCAGUGACAGAUGAACCACUCACUGAAUUUGAAGAGAAAGACUUGUCAACAGUUGGGUCAGGUGAUAUGUUAAUACCUGGAGAAACUGCCUUUGUUGGGUCAAUAACAAAGACUAUAAUAUCUCUGGAUAAAAAGCAUUCCCAAUACAGACCGCAUGUUCAGACUGCUCAUAGUGUGCUGGCUAGUUUGGGCACAGUACAAACAAAUCCAACAAUCAACUCUUCACUUCAGACCAGCCCUUCUACAACUUCACCACCUAAUGAAAAGCCUGUAUCCACUCCCAGUAGGAUGAGCCAAUUGGAUACCAACAGGACUCAACUGGAAAUAGGUAGGCUGGGGACAACCACUCCAGCUAAAAGUCAGCCAAAAAGACAGUUUACCACUUUACAAUCACAUAUUGAAGCCACCUCUGUUAGCACAAGAACAACGAAUCUACAACUAGAGGCACCAUUACCGGGAGUGGACGUCAUUAGUUCCAACUAUUCACAAUCAAAAAGCACUUCACAGUCAACAAAAUCAGCAAAAAUACCCAGCGAGCAGCCAAAGGAGCCAGGAACGAAAAGAACUGUGACUGAUAUAAAGAACACUAAAGGUAUACCCACUUUUCUAAGGACUGCCUCCCCUCACCCGACUGGACAUGGACGUUUUCUAUUCUCAGAAAAUGAUGGAAGAUCUACAGAGAAAGACCAGUCAGUCUCACACAGAAUAGUCCCAUCUUUGAAGUCAAACCCUGCCUCUCCAACCUAUGCCCUACCCAAGGACCCCUGUGCUUCUGGUGUGGGUCCCUGUGUUUUUUCCAAAGAUCAAAACGAUGAUGACUACGGCGCAACAAAUGGGAGCUUUUUAGUGUGGGCGGACUUAAAACGCACACUUUCAUUUGCAUGGGAGCUGCAUGUAUUUGGUUCUGCUGCCCUUUUCCUUCUAUUGACUGCUAGCUCAGCCCUUGGUUUAGCAUUAGCCCCCAGCUUGCACUGCCCUCACCGUGGUGAACUGAUACUUACCAAUAGCCUCUUGCUAGUUGUAGGUGCAGUUAGAGCAGGCCACUUCUUGCUGGACCCAUAUGGGACUCGGCUCCUCCUUCCACCUCCUGUCGUAAUAGCUUUAUACACCCUGCCGUUACCGCUGUUAAUUCUGGCACAGGCUGCGUUAGUGAUACUGGUAUUAAAAGAGACAGGGGUAACCUGGCUUCCACCAGCACUUCAGCGCCCCCCUCUGUUAGGAGUGUUAGCUGUUUUCCAAUGCACUCUCCUGCUUGCUGCAGACUUACUUUCCCCUGCACUUUCGCCUGCUGUUCCCAUUGUCCUACAGAGCCUCACGCUGACUGCAGGCCUGGUACUGUGUUUAGGCUAUCUUUUCUUGGCACUGCCACGCUUCUCUCACACACAUGCAGCUCGGGCAGGAAAUAAGGGGAUGGGUGAAGGAAAGGUGCGGGUUUUAGCACGGGUACUGGCCGUGUGCGCUGUUCUUGGGGCACUGUGUUGUCUGUUGCACAUUUACACCAGCCUGUGGCUGUAUGGACUACUUGGAGACUGGAGGCGCUUUCGUUGGGCAUGGUGGCUCUGCCAGUUCUGGGGACGACUGUUGGAGCUUGCCUGGGCUUUCUGCCUGCUUCUCAUGUCCUCCUGGGUCUUCUGGAGACCCAGUGGAGGAGCACCGAGACAGGAAGGAGCUGCCACAGAAAGCUUGCCCUCACCCUCUCAAUCAUCGAACUCUACCGGCAGACAUACAUGCUGGGCGAAGAUUGUGCAGAGCCUCAAGGUAAGGCAACAAAGGAAAUCUGAAAGCAAUGGGAUUGGAGGGUCGACUAGUGGCGCAGUGGCUGGAGAGUUGCCCAAUAACUGGACAGGACAGGAGCGAUCAGGAGCAGACAUUAGCAAGAGCCUCAUACGAAAUCGCGAUCCACUCAAAGACAGCAAUCAUUUACGCAAUCUGAAAAGCUACGCAGGGGGUUCUGCGGGUUCAUUGCUGAGGCUGCAAGCUCUUUCUCAGCCGCCUCGGCGCUCUUUAAGCAGCAGUUUGGACAUGGACAAGGAGUCAGCCAUCUCACUCUGCGAUUUUGACCUGCGCCCUCCAACUCCAAUUGACCUCAGCCGCAGUAUUGACGAGGCACUUCAUCGUGAGCAUCUGUUAAGGGGGGAAAGUUUGUUCAAGCCACUGCGACCGCCAUCACCUCCUCCAUCUCCGAACCUGUGGAUGCGACGGAAUAGUGACCCCCAGAUCACACUGUCAUUGAGCAGUGAUGAACACACAUUGCUCACAGAGUCCUCCGCAGGUCUGGAUCGCUCCAUUCCUAGUGCUGUGCCCAGCAGACAAGUCACGGCCCCCCCUACACCCACUCAUCAGGGCUUCCGUUGGGUCUCUGAGGCACAAGUGCCUUCCUCUUUGUCCUGCCCGGUCUCACUGCACCCUUCCCCAAGCACAAGCUGUGCCCUCAUGCCCAGCGCAGAAACCACAAGGCCCUUUCUAACCCCUGACCUCGACAGUUCGCAAUCAAAUUCCAGAGGGGGGCAAAGUUACUUGAAAGUUGCUCGAAAUGAUGACUCAGCCAGUGUCAGCAGUGACAUUAUUGACCUUUGAAUAUGUUAUGACAGACAGCAACUCCAGAUUACAGCGCAAUCACAUUCUAGAGAUCCUACAUUUAAUCAUGACUUGCGAUUUAAUUGUUGCAUUUAAAAGGCAAGAGGAACAGAUUAAGCGGCUUCAUCAGAUUUUAUUAAAUGGACUGAAAUGUUAAGUGGAAUAAGCACUGAAAAUAUUUACAUCUCAUUUUUCCUUCAAAAGUCUUGUUUACAGUAAUGCACACACUAUAGAAAUCUAUGGGGCAAGGCAUACCAGAGACAGAACAUCUGAAGCUUGUAUUUGCUAUUAUUAAUGUUUUUGUACAAAAUGUGUGUUAUUUGAUCUGUAAACAUUUUUUUUAAUGGUGGAACUACUAUUUUAGACAAAUUAACCUCUAGUUGUGAAUUAAUGUCAUUUCUAUUGGUGUAGUUGCUCCAUGUAUAAUACUUUGGCAAAUAGUAGUCUCCCGUUGUUAUAUGUAAUAUUUAAGUUUUGUGGCUGUACUUUGCAGUAGUUUGUGUAUUUUAAUGUUAAUUCUGGUGCAGUGCCUUGUCCCAUAGAGUAACCUAAGUGCUACCUUAGCAUGUAUUGUGAAGAGCUGUGUCUGGAUAAUGCCAGAACAAAAAUUAUACUGGAUUUGCCAGAACAUGUUGACUUUCUGGCCCAUGCUUUGUACUUCCAGUUUAUUCCUGCAAUGCAGCAUAUCUGAAACAUACUAAACUAUUCUCACAGCUAGAGUUAUGUUUAGUAAAAUAAUUUUGAUAUUAAUGACUUGUCAGAAUAGAGGACCAGUACUUUGUUUGUUGGUGUAUUCAGCAGUUUAGUCAAAAUCUCAACACAGCUGGAUGCUCAACACAUCACUACUUUGUUCGGUACAGAAGAACUCUCAUGUGAGCAAUAAAUUAUAAAAAGCUGUGAGUAUAACUUAAAAAGAUUAUGUACAUAUUAUAUUUUUGUUUGUAAAUAAUGAUGCAUUCUGAUUACAUUUAAUGCAUUUACUGUGAAUGACAAUCUUUCCUACAGCAAAGAUAUACUGUUCCUGGCAAAAUAAGGACUAAAAAUACACUACCUUUCUCCAGACGUAUCUGUCUGUAGGACAACAGGUACACAUCCUGAUUAAUGUCAGUGAUUAAUAUGCUUUGUACUCAUUUUCUUUUUGUUUAUUUGAAUGGUUUGGUUCUUCUCCCUUUCAUUUUUAAAAUGGCAAGUAAUGGUUUUAAUAUUACUUUCAUAUUUGCAAAUAAAUAGGAUGCUGUAUACUGUAGAAAUUCCAGUCAGAGGCUGAUGAGUGAGUUUUUGUUUAGUGGUCACAGUUUGGCAAAAUAGUAGAGUGUGCUGUCAAAUCACCCAGUGACAAAAGUUCUUUCCCCGUUCAUCCUUUUGUUUAAGUUGCCAUUCAUUUUCAGUCACUGACAGCUACAGUACAUUAACAUAGCUGCAUUAACAUUUGCACAGCAUUCCCUCUUAAAAAAAAAAAAAAAAAAAAAUCAGUGCCAUAGCAGAAAACAAACACUUUGACUCAAACAGGCACUACCUGUGCUUGUGCUUUGCCAUAUUUUGAUUCUUUUCAGUUUCAGACUCAAAUUGAACUUUAUAGAAUGCACCGUUUUCAUGGUACAACUGACAUUUUGCUGUUGCCGAUUGUGGAAAGCAGGAGUACUAUUAUAGAUCACAGCAACGGUAGUUCAUCAAAUGAUGCUCAAUAAUGAAUAAGCACAUUAUAACUGGGCAA